UAAGACUGAUCAUAGCCCCACUGCUAUAAGACAUCAAUUUUGUUACAUUUUCCGGAAAAAAUCCUUGGGAUCAAUGACUCUUCACAACAUCAACUACACAGGUGAUUGCCUGCAGUCCAUUAACUUAACCUGUUCAAAAUUAUACUCUUCUAUGGCAGCUUAUGUUUUGAUGUAUGUGUUUGCUGCAGCUGUGGUGAUAUGUACUGUGUGUGGGAACCUUCUGGUUAUAACUGCUGUUUUUCAUUUUAAACAACUCCAUACACCAACAAAUAUCCUUAUUGUCUCACUGGCCAUUUCUGACUGUUUUGUAGGUGUAUUUAUAAUGCCAGUGCAUUCAAUGAUUUUGAUUGAGUGCUGUUUACUGUUUGGGUCAACAUUUUGUGCCUUGUACAAUAUGAUUAAAUUCCAUUUAACAUUUGUUUCUGUAUACAAUAUUUCUUUCAUUGCUGUAGACCGUUACUUUGCCUUAAGCAAUCCUUUCCUCUAUUCCAAAAAGGUAACGCUGUCUGUAGCAUUCAUUAUAUCAUUUCACAUUUGGAUUGUGUCACUGUUUUACAACUGUGCACUUCUUUACUUUAAUGGAAACUUUAGAAACAAAUGUCCAGAUAAAUGCCUUACAUUUGUGGAUGAAGUGUGGUCUACUGUUGAUCUUGUUGUUGUUUUUAUUUUACCGUGUGCCACUAUCAUAACUCUGUACCUAAAAGUAUUUUUCAUUGCAAGAAGGCACGCAGUCUUAAUUAGAGCUGCACUCAAGGACCGAAAACAACUGGAUGUCCAGAACAAUGGCGACUCAAUGAGAUUGGAGAGGAAAGCCGCCAAAGUUCUUGGAAUCCUUGUAUCAGUGUUUUUAAUAUGUUUAAUACCCUCUUAUAUUUGUAUUUUACUAUUUGAUGUGUUAGCCCAAUCAUAUGACAGUGUGGUAAAUACCAUGUUAACACUAUUUUUCCUUAAUUCUACUAUCAACCCCAUCAUUUAUGCCUUGUUCUAUUCUUGGUUUCAAAAAAGUAUGAAAUUAAUUCUCACAUUUAGAAUAUGUAGGACUGACUCCUCACUGAUAAAUGUUCUCUCAAGUAACGGAGUCCCUUGA
Molecule: messenger RNA, 1087 nt
Organism: Alosa alosa (allis shad)
Lineage: Eukaryota; Metazoa; Chordata; Actinopteri; Clupeiformes; Clupeidae
Product: trace amine-associated receptor 13c-like
Exons: 1
Coding region: 74-1087 (337 amino acids)
Biological process (GO): G protein-coupled receptor signaling pathway
Cellular component (GO): membrane
Molecular function (GO): trace-amine receptor activity
Source: RefSeq, a predicted model, not a curated record